Messenger RNA from Thamnophis elegans (Western terrestrial garter snake), 2476 nucleotides. RefSeq names its product acyl-CoA dehydrogenase short/branched chain (gene ACADSB). Bases 74 to 1360 code for a protein of 428 amino acids. NCBI's taxonomy places the organism in Eukaryota, Metazoa, Chordata, Lepidosauria, Squamata, Natricidae. The record is from RefSeq and is a predicted model, not a curated record. Gene Ontology annotation, cellular component: mitochondrion. Gene Ontology annotation, molecular function: acyl-CoA dehydrogenase activity; flavin adenine dinucleotide binding. The transcript is spliced from 11 exons.
GGCUGAGAGGCGGGGCAGAACCAAGAAGGCGAAUUGGGGGAAGCCAGGAGCGGGGCUGCUGCAGGCGUCAACGAUGGCAGCUGCGGGAGCUUUGGCUUUGCUGAGAUCCUGCAGGAAGCCAAGAUGGAAUAUACCUCUCUGCAUAAAUCAUUGGAACACUCGUUCUUUCAAAUCAGAAGCUUUACCACAUACAGUCCAAGAAGGAUUAACUUGUGCUCCACUUCAGACAUUUACAGAAGAAGAGUUAAUGAUUAAACAGUCAGUAAAAAAAUUUGCCCAAGAACAAGUUGCUCCAUUAGUACAAAAAAUGGAUGCUGAUGCAAAAUUCGAUGAUUCUUUAUUCCAAGGACUAUUUGAACAAGGGUUAAUGGGUAUUGAGCUUGAAGCAAAAUAUGGAGGAACUGGAUCGUCUUUUUUUUCUACCAUUCUGGUAGUGGAGGAGUUAGCCAAAGUUGACCCAUCUGUAUCACUUGCGUGCGAACUCCAAAAUACUUUCACUAAUAAAAUGUUUACAACAUAUGGCACGGAAGAACAGAAGAGAACCUAUUUGCCCAGGCUGGCGAAAGACAUGAUGGGCGCCAUCUGCAUUUCUGAACCAGGAGCUGGCAGUGAUGCCUUCUCCAUGAAGACCCGUGCUGAAAAACAAGGGGAUUAUUACAUCAUUAAUGGAUCCAAGAUGUGGAUUAGCUUUGCAGAACAAGCAGGGAUGUUUUUGGUGAUGGCAAAUACAAACCCUUCAGCAGGCUAUAAAGGAAUUACAUGUUUCAUAGUAGACCGUAAUUCAGAUGGGCUACAUGUAGGAAAGAAAGAAGAUAAAUUGGGAAUCAGAGCAGCAUCUACAUGUCCUGUAACAUUUGAAAAUGUGAAGGUUCCUGAAAGCAAUAUAAUGGGGCAAGUUGGUCAUGGCUAUAAGUAUGCUAUUGGAAUGCUGAAUACAGGAAGAAUUGGCAUAGCUGCGCAGAUGCUGGGAUUAGCACAGGGGUGUUUCGAUCAUACUAUCCCAUACACAAAGGAAAGAACCCAGUUUGGAAAAAGCAUUUUUGAUUUUCAGGGACUGCAACAUCAGAUUGCUCAAGUGGCCAUUCAGAUUGAAGCAGCAAGAUUGCUGACCUACAACGCAGCCCGAUUUGCAGAAACUGGGAAGCCAUUUAUAAAACAAGCAAGCAUGGCCAAAUAUUACGCAGCAGAAGUUGCAACUCUAACAACAAGUAAAUGUAUUGAAUGGAUGGGUGGAGUUGGCUUCACAAAAGAUUAUCCAAUUGAAAAAUAUUACAGGGACUGCAAGAUUGGUACCAUAUAUGAAGGAACUUCAAAUAUCCAGUUAAACACUAUUGCAAAGUGCAUUGCUCAAGAGUAUUGAAAUUCCAGGAAUUGAGUGACUGUUGCCAACCUGAUUUCUUCUCAGAAAGCUAAAUAUGGUUUCACUUCUUUGUGAGUUACAGAUUAUAUUUUGAGAACAAGGCACCAAAUUACAGUAAUUUUUAAUCAUUGUGCAACUUUCUGUACAAAGUGCAUUGUAAAUGGCUGGGCUACUAGGAAUCAGUAAUACACCAUAAGAACUCUUACUUGUUUCCCCAAUCACUGAAAUAAGAUUUUAUGGACUUUCACACUUGCUUUUAAACAACGAAACAAACUUGCCUGCUUUUGUAUAAGCCCAGUGGUUCUCAACCUUUUCUUCACCAUGGACUGCCCCCCCCCCACUUAAAUACAUUUUGUGGUCAUGAACCCCCAAGACUUAACUCAAGGUUUAAAUCAUAACAUUUCUUUAAGCCUUCCUGACCCCCUGUAAUGACAUUGUGCCCUCCCCCCAAGGGUUUGCGGACCCCAGGUUGAAAUCCACUAUAUUAGCCUAUCAAAUAUCCAGGAGGCCUUUAUAAUUCUGUUUAUCAAAGUGAUAAACCUCAGCAUAUUCAAGAAUGUUCAAGUACUCUGCAGCACUUGGACGUUAGCACUAAUAGUAACAAUCAGUCCUUGAAAUGAUUAUCUUAUUAUUUAGAUAAAGUAAAUACUCAUUGAUUGGGUAACUGGGGAGAUAAAGCAGAUUUUUAUCCCUUGCUGUUCAAAUGAGAUACUGUAUGUAUGUAUGCAUGCAUGCAUAUAUACUUGUUAGUAGUGUGUUAGAUUUCCUAACAGAGCAAUCCAAUUAGCACUGUUUGAGAUCUCCAAUAUUGAACGACAAGAUAAAUGUCAUUCAGACGCACCAGUUUUAUUGCAUUGUACCAAGUUUCGUUAUCCUGCCCAUUAGAACUAACAUUGUAGGAUUUGAGUGGGUUUUUUUUUUUUAGGAGCUUCCGAAUUCUAAUUUUUUUCCAUCAGGGGUUUAGUUGAGGACAGAAAAAGUAGUGGCUCUUAUAUAUACAGAGCCUGUCAAGUUUCCAAUUUUAUCCUUUUUCUCCUUUCCAAUGCCAGAGAUCUUUCUAAGACGGCAGGGAGUGGAGAUCCAAUAAAAGAUAUACUCCAAAUUCAGAACUUUCUC